This is a messenger RNA of Marchantia polymorpha subsp. ruderalis, 1473 nucleotides long. NCBI's taxonomy places the organism in Eukaryota, Viridiplantae, Streptophyta, Marchantiopsida, Marchantiales, Marchantiaceae. The record is from the annotation of a GenBank genome assembly.
UUGAUUCUCCGCGCGCUUUCGAGAUUGCAUUCCGAUUUCGCCUUCUCUCGGGGAAUUUGGCGAUGCUGCCGUCAGAGAAUUCAGUAUUCUGAUUUCUCGUCUGGAUGUGACAAAUUUCUUCCCUGCUACGUUUCCAUCGGAUGUCUGAACUGUCAUAACGUCGGAGUGACAGCUCUGAAUAGAGAAGAGGUAAUCCAACGAGAAUCUGUCGAGCACUGUCCACAUUGUGGCCGAAUUUAGAGACCGUGAGAAUUAUCUGCAAUGUCAGCAACAGGAUGCGCGGUCAGUUUCCGGACAAGCGUAGAAUUUUCACUAGCGAGUACCUCACGCUGUGUACGGAAUGAAUUUUCAACCCGACACUCGAACCUGUCAUUUCCUCGAUCUUUGAAUAAGAACUUGAAACUAGUCGGAGGAAGAAGCUUGGAGCGACUGCAGUGUCGCGCAGAAGGAGAAGGAAGCAGCAGCUGCUGCGGAGGGAGUGACAGUAAAAGUGGAGGUGGAGGUGGAGGCUGCAGUAGUCACAAAUCGGAUCCAGCUCUUGCGAAAGUUGGAAAGGAGUUCGAGGCCCUCGUCGCAUCCAAGACGAUGCAGGAGUUCGAGGAGGGAUACGAAACUGGCCAGAUGGAGGGCACUAUAUCUCGGGACGUUGUUCAAGACGUGAUAAACAUAUUUCCAGAAGCACUGGCAGCAAAGACCGAGGAGAGAUUUAUUGACGUCGAUGAAUUGUUAGCAGAAGCACUGGCAAUAUCCAAUGGACAGCUUAUUUUUGACUCUGAAUAUGAAGACAUGAUGGUUUGAGAACUAUAUGUAGGGCAAUCAGUGGCCUCUAGAUGUGGCUACGUUGUUGGAGGAUUUGUAAUAUACACAUUGUGAGACUCUUAACUCGGCGUCGUUGAGGAGUAUUGACUCAAACAGAUGUUCAUGUUCAUACAAAUUAAAGAACUCAUGUCGCGUACUUCAUAGUCUUUUCAUCUGACAAGCCUAGAUUGUGAAGAUACCAGCACAACCUGCAUGCAAGGUGUUGAACGCACAUGUUAUCUAUAAAUUAUCAUCUGCAUGCUUGUGAAAAUUUCGCCCAUGCUAACCUUAGAGGGCUGCAGUGCUCUGCCCGUUUCUCCACUACUUGUCAUGAUAGUCACAUGUUCCACAGUUUUAACACUUCUGUACCGUAUUUGAUCGAACACGCACGAGGUUGUGCCGCGAGGUUGCAACUUCGUGAGGAACACGCGGGAGAUCUAUCACGGUACACGAUCGCCACCAGGUGCCUCAAAAGUAGAAAGGAACUUAGCUCAGCGAUAUCACACUGGAAGAUAAAUCAAAUUCAGAGCAGACUGAGGGGCUUUGCUAUGUGGUCUCCUUGCCCGUAGUGCUGAUUUGCCCUGGUCACCUCCAGAAUCAUUCCCUCUGGACUUGAUGAGGCUACCCACGUUCUCUCGGUAUUUGAUGCCUAGCGAUCUAUUUUUUUAUUAAUUA